Schizosaccharomyces osmophilus is the source of this 3051-nucleotide messenger RNA. RefSeq names its product SAGA complex bromodomain subunit Spt7 (gene spt7). The record is from RefSeq and is a predicted model, not a curated record. Bases 1 to 3051 code for a protein of 1016 amino acids. Gene Ontology annotation, molecular function: protein heterodimerization activity; structural molecule activity. NCBI's taxonomy places the organism in Eukaryota, Fungi, Ascomycota, Schizosaccharomycetes, Schizosaccharomycetales, Schizosaccharomycetaceae. Gene Ontology annotation, biological process: regulation of transcription by RNA polymerase II. The transcript is spliced from 12 exons. Gene Ontology annotation, cellular component: SAGA complex; SLIK (SAGA-like) complex.
AUGGACAGGAAUUUUGAAGACGCGAAGACGUUGGACGAACCAAAUCUUCAUAGGUUAGCAAUUGCGCUUCUGAAGAACGAAUAUUGGAGUCUUUAUUUAACUCCAGAACAAAAACGUAAAUAUGUAAAUAUCAUUAAUGAUGUACGGUUAUGGAAUCGAUUUAUAAACGUGAAAAGCUGGGAUUUACUAUGCGACGCAAAAGACAUUUCAGGAAGCGGUGAAGAAGAUGAGGAUUUAGAUAUGACAACCCUUUUUCGAUGUCGAUGUAUGCUAUACGAUGCUCAAAUUCAUGGUGAAUUCUACGCUACAGAAAACGCUGAAAGUCUUCCUACUCAAGUAACUAAGGAAGACGAACGGAGUCUGCCUCAUGCAAGUGAGAGUACCGAGCACUUCACUGAAGAAAAUAGAAUUGAAAAAGAAGAAGAACUGAAGAAAAAGAGCUCUACUCGAGAGAUUCAUGAGAACGAUUAUGACGAACCAGACAGCGAUGAUGAUCACCCAAAAAAUGACGAAAAACAGGAACUUAAUGGUGCUUCAUCUCUUUCGUUUGUAGACUUAGAGUCCAUUGAUAUCGAUGAUAUGGACGUUUCAGGAUCAAGCACUAUUGAAGCUAGCAAGGCCCUUAGUAAUAUCGCCUAUAAUUACGUGUAUUAUACCCUGGAAGAUGAUUGUCUAGAUCAAGAAGAAGUUGAGAAAAUAAACAAUGGUGGACCCUCUUCACCUACGAAAACUUCAUUUCCUCAAAGUUCUUCCAGUGCUUCGUGGACUGAAAAUUUUUCUCAAUUGCAUUCCAAGUUUGGACCUUUAACUGCAAAUUUCAAGAAUCUUUUGAACUUUAUUGAAAGCAACCGGAAUGUUGUCGGUGCUUCUGAUUCUGAAAUAAAGCACCUAUUGGCAGAUGUUCGAAAAAGCAGAUCAAAAUGGGCAAAUGAGCAAAGAAUAGGUCAAGAAGAGUUAUAUGAGGCAGCUGAAAAAGUCAUUAUGGACCUUCGUUCCUACACUAAGCAUUCCAUGCCUUUUCUGACCAAAGUCAGCAAGCGUGAUGCACCUGACUAUUACAAUGUUAUUAAAGAGCCUAUGGAUUUGGGAACGAUGCUUCGGAAAUUAAAGGCGCUGCAGUAUAACAGUAAAAAAGAUAUUGUUUAUGACUUAAUGCUUAUUUGGUCUAAUUGCUUAGCAUACAACUCUCAUCCGGAACAUCCACUACGUAUCCAUGCUUUAAUGAUGAAGAAGAAGUCGCAAGAGCUUGCUAAUAUCAUUCCGGAUAUCUCUAUUCAAUCUAGAAAAGACUACGAUGAAACUUUGAUGGAAGCAGAUCUUGAGAGUGAUGAAGAAGAGUCAAGUGAAAAAACAUCUAAACAUACUACAUCAAAAAAAACAUCAUCAAGGGGUGGACAAAGCAAGCGAUCUGUAGAAGUACACACAGACGUCCCAAACAGCCCUGACGAGGGCGAAAAACAAGGGCGAAAAGAAGAUGACCAACAAAAUAAGGAAGAAGGCUUACAGCCGCAGCCUUCCUCUGAUAUUGCUGAAAUCCCUGAGGAGAAGCUCUCCGCUGGAGAAGAAAAUACCACUCAAGCACAAACAGUUGUUGAGGAUAAAUUUGAUUCUGACGUUGCACAUGAAUUUUGGAAGAAGGAUUCAAAAUCUGCUCGUGUGGAAUCUAUUUUGCGCAACAGGAAUAUGUUAAGGAAUUUGGAUGCUUUAGAAAGUUCCUCUUCGUAUUGUAGGACUCCCGAAGCCAUGGCAUCAUUUAUGAAUAGAGAAAAAGCUUAUGAAAAAUUUUCUGCAUCCUCUGAAAGUUUAAGUGAUAUAUUGGAUAUCUCCAAUACAAAUUCUAGUUACAACUAUCUGUUUGAAUACGAUGUAACUUCAGGAAUACCCGUCCAUGAUUUUGCCGGGAAUAAUUUUAGACCAGUCGAAGAUGAAGUCUGCAAUAAUUACCUACUUUUGGAAAUGAAUUCACAUUCCCCAGGGCUUUCUUCUUCUAUGUACAGAAACAUAUCGAAAAUGCAGCAGAUAAGAAAGCUUUGUAAUAAAAUACAGACAGUCAAGCAGAUGCAACUCCCACAGCCGUUUUACUCUGAUUAUUAUCGAAGUAAUAUUCCUUUCACCAAUGAAGAGUCGAUUUUAUUAGAUAUUCCACAAGACUAUGAAGGAGUUUCCGAUUUUCAACCAGUCGCACAUGGAAUUAUAAAGAAACUUUGUUCAGUAAUUCUUUUCCACGCUGGGUUCGAUUCAUUCCAUUCUGAGGCUUUGAACGCGUUGACAGAUGUAGCAGCGGAUUAUAUGAAAAAUGCCGGUACCUUAAUUGAUAAUUAUAUUUCGAACAAGCAAAAGGAUUCCAAAGAAGAAAUAAUCAGUCAAACCCUUCAAGAACUAGGCGUCUCCGGUCCUGAGACGUUGGUUUCUUACGUUUUUGAUGACAUUAAACGCUAUGGGAUUAAACUAGACGAAGUUCAUCAGAGGCUACAUAGACAUUUCGUGGAGCUUCUACGGCCAGCACUUUCAACUACGAAUGACGAAGAUGCAAUUUUUGGACAGAAUAGCGAUUCAUUUAUUACAGGUGGAUUUUCAUAUGAUACGGGCGAUGACUUCUUUGGAUUACGAGAACUAGGUUUGGAGAAAGAACUCGGAUUGGACUCAUUGUCUGUACCUUUACAUUUAUUGCAAAGUAGGCUGAGAUUAAAUAUGAGUCAGCAGCCAGAAUUAACUACUGAAAAUACAAAAGAAUACCCUCUUCCCCCCAGGUACCCACCAAUUACUAGAGAGAGUUUGAAGGACGAAGUUAAUCUUAUCCAAGAUUUCCUAACUGCAAGGAUGGAUGAGUUUGGUGUAGAUGAAUUAAUAGAAGAUGAAGAUAUUCGGCCACGAAACAAGCCUCCACGGCCCCGAUUACCUCCCAAUGGAAAGAUUACAGCGGGGAGAAAGCGUAUUGCAUCCUCCGUGUUUCUGAAUCAGUCUUUGCGGAAAAAGAAAUGCACAAAGAAUGCUGAAGGAUCUUCUCAAUUCAACGAGAUGCCUUCUGCUAUGCAAGAAGAGAAAACAUGA